UCAUCAUCCCCGAUUCCUUCAUCGAGUCAAACUGGAUCUCCUUGCAUCGAUUGCCAUCAGCAGCCAACUCUCAGCAGGCAAAGAUGGCAUCAGCAAGCGCCACCGGCCACAAUGCUCUUCUGGUGAGCAUUAUACUUUUGGCGACAGAGUGUGCAUGCACUGCGGAGACUCCAUAUGCGGCUGGUCUGUCUGAGGACUUUUACGAGAAAACCUGCCCUCAAGCAGCUUCCAAUGUCGACGCCUACGUCACCAAGUUCCUCAGGAAGGACAGAAACUUUGCUGGUGCCUUCAACAGGUUGCAGUUCCAUGAUUGCUGGGCCGGGAAUUCGACCCAAACGAACCAAGCAGAGAGGGAAGCUCAUGUCAACUUCGGGCUCAGAGGCGUUGCAGAGGUCGAUCAAAUCAAGGCCGCCCUGGAACAUUCCUGCCCAGGAGUUGUAUCUUGCGCCGACAUUCUGAUCAUGGUUGCUCGUGAUGCCACAGCCAAGGUUGGAGGCCCUACUUGGCCAGUCGCUAUGGGUCGUAGAGACGGAGUGAACUCCACAUCCUUGAUGGCUGAUAGCAAUCUACCAUUCCCUGUGCUGAACUUCAGCGGGCUGGUUGCUAACUUGGCUGCCAAGGGCUUCAAUGCAAGAGAAAUGAUCACACUAUCAGGUGCACACACUAUUGGUCGGACUCAUUGCAACGGAAUCCUCCCACAUCUCUACAACUUCACCGGAAAGGAUGAUGCGACAGGCACCGACCCUGCCAUGAAUAAGAACUUCGCUGUAUUCCUCAAGAAGCAUUGUCCUCAGGGUAACACGACCAACACAAUCUUCAUCGACUCCACAGCCAUUACCUUCGACCGUGCAUACUACAAAAGUGUGCUGCAGGGUAAGGGAAUCUUCAUCACUGAUGCGGCGCUCAUUACCAAUCCUGCAGGCAAGAAAGUCGUCACCACGUUCUCGAAACCUGGAUCCACCUUCUUCACAGAAUUUGCUGCUGGUAUGGUGAAGAUGGGAAAUCUGGGGGUGCUGACUGGCACCGAGGGUGCAAUUCGCAGGACAUGUCAGUUCGUCAACUAGGAGGCAAUUCUAGAGUUUCAACACGCUUUAGAUCAGUCCGAUGAGCAGCAGUUAGACAUCGCAAAGCAUUCGAGUCAGAUCCAUAGAAUAGGUUCGUGCAUUAUUCAUUCAUCCUUUUGUUUGCCGAAUUUCCAUAAAAGCUCCAGUUGUAGAGGUUUUUGAGCCUCCUCCCAAUGGACUUAAACCACCAAAAGCAGGACUGAUGAACGUCUUUGGCUACAACUGCCGCAACCUGGAACGAAUAGGUCGGGUCAUUGAGCUUCCGGACUUCGGCCAGGGAUUGUCGAAUUGUCGAGUUAACGAUUUUCGAUUGUAAGUCUCCCCCGAGACAGACUGUUUAGAAGAAUAAACAAAUCUGAGCGAUACCUGAAAGAU
Marchantia polymorpha subsp. ruderalis is the source of this 1439-nucleotide messenger RNA. NCBI's taxonomy places the organism in Eukaryota, Viridiplantae, Streptophyta, Marchantiopsida, Marchantiales, Marchantiaceae. The record is from the annotation of a GenBank genome assembly.